GACGAGGGAGGGGUGAACGUUAACAUCCGGGUAACGCGGUGCUGCCACGUCUGGUUCCUGCGCCGCUUCACAUCCGGGAGGUUGGGGCGAGCGUCUCGAGCCGCGGCCGCCGCUUUACGAGUCAAACGAGAAAUUCAAACUGAAACGAAUUUAACGGCCGCGCAACUCCCCGUCAAGUCCCUCGUUGUAGGCCCCGCGAGCUGCGCAUUGCAGGUCCCACCGGCUCCGUAUUACAGGCCCCACCGGCUCGCUGUGACAAGGCCCUGCCCGCGGCGCAGAGUGAAGCAGAGCCGGCAUGUGGCGGAGUGUGUUGGUGCGGCUCCUGUGGGCGCAGCUUUUGCUGCCGCUGGUCCGCGGCUCUGAGCUCACCUUCGAGCUGCCCGACAACGCCAAGCAGUGUUUCUACGAGGACAUUGCGCAGGGCACCAAGUGUACGCUUGAAUUCCAGGUCAUUACUGGUGGUCACUAUGAUGUGGACUGUCGCCUGGAAGAUCCUGUUGGCACAGUAUUGUAUAAGGAGAUGAAGAAGCAGUAUGACAGCUUCACAUUCACAGCAUCAAAAAAUGGAACUUACAAGUUCUGUUUCAGCAAUGAGUUUUCCACCUUCACGCACAAGACUGUCUAUUUUGACUUCCAAGUUGGCGAAGACCCUCCUCUGUUUCCCAAUGAAAACAGAGUCUCAGCACUGACUCAGAUGGAGUCAGCUUGUGUCACAAUGCAUGAAGCCAUGAAAACUGUCAUUGAUUAUCAGACCCAUUUCCGUCUAAGAGAAGCCCAAGGACGAAGUCGUGCAGAGGACCUGAAUUCAAGGGUUGCCUUUUGGUCCAUUGGAGAAGCCCUCAUCUUGUUGGUUGUGAGCCUUGGCCAGGUGGUUCUCCUCAGAAGCUUCUUCUCAGACAAAAGAACCACUUCUACACGUGUUGGUUCAUAACAAGAGUAGUCAUGAUGCAAAAGGUCUAAGCAGCACCUAACAGUUUUUCUGCUCUGACUCGCCUGUUUUGAAGAUUAAGUGCAGGAAGGCUGUUAAGAUUAAAAUCCUUAUUGACUGAUUUUUUUCAUCAUUUUGGACUAUUUACCAGAGAAAAUAUUCUGAGAAUGAAAUACUGUAAUUUCACUGCAACUAGAUGUCCAACCGAUUACAGUAUCAUAGGCUCUAAGCAUUCACUGCAGCACAAAUUUCUAGGUAAUUGAUUACAUUUUACUGAAUAAGAUCUGCUGGGUCUUGAUUAUUUAAUUUGUGCUGUAUUUGUGAUUCCAGCAAUAAGCAAUCUCUCAUCCUUUGCAGUCAUAUUAGUGAAUAUAUGAUUCUCAGGGGACGUUUCAAGGCAUUUAUUUAAAUUGCUAGUUGACUUAUGCAGCUGUAAUCUACUGGACAUCCAGGUGUUUAAAAUCCAGACCUUUCUUAAAUAGCAAGUAGCAAGUGUUUCGAUUUUUCACUAAUCUUGUUUUUGUUCAGUAAAAGUGAUGUAACAGUAAAAAUAAUGUUGCAACUCUUGGGCAUAAAACUCUUCACAUUACAACCAUUUUGUACCUUUUCACUGGAUGUGCACAAAGUUUGUCUAAUAGCUUUGGAUCAGUAUUUCAAAAUAUAGUUCCAACCAACAAUUGUUACAUUAUGGAAAUGCUUCAUCUAUUUUUAAGCUCUUUAAAUUGUCUGGGUUUUAUUGUGCAGCUUUGUCUACAGUGGCAUAGCUAUGCUUAAGGUUUUAAGGUUGUAGUUGGAAAUAUGUGGUUCUGAAGGCAAGACACUUCCUGGUCUUCACUUCAGUUUUCUGAAAGCUUGUGUUUAUGUACUUCUCAACCGCCAAAUGUUGAGUAAAUCAACCAUUAAGGAUUAAAAGGAAGGGGGGAUUCGGGGUUAUUACUAUAUAUGCCACGGUGUAAAUUUAUUUAGGAUAAGAGGAUAAAAGUGAACAGUCCAUGGCAUAUUUCACACAAUGUGAACUGAUAAAAUGUUAAUGAUUUUAUUUAAGGUCAAAUCUUUAUGAGAAGUUGUGCUACAGGUAAAAUUAAAAACCUCAAAACGAUGCUUUAUAUAUUGACUGUUAAACAUUAACAAAUGUAUUAAUGUUUUUUCACAAACGUAACAUUUUGCUAUACUUCUAUCAUUGAUAAAUUCUCAUUGAAUUGGAGAAUACUAACUUGUCUUUGAACUCUUGUUUUCUUGUAGAAAUGUACUAAAGACUGUGUAAACUGAUGAAAUGACCCAGCUAUUGGCUUCAUUUUUUUUCCUCUUCCCUAUUCCUUAAUGUGAUCAAACUUGGAAACAACCAUAAAGGUUUGGCCUUGCACUUACAUUUGUGUACCCAUGGCAGUUUGAAUAGUUUGUUUGCCUUUGGAGAUCUGUCGUAUGGCAUAAGUUGGGCAGAGUGAGUGUCUUCAGAACUAUUAAAUGGAUUAUGGCAGUGUAUCUUCUGCCAAAGAUAAGUACUUCUAACAGAAUAUUACAGUCAUUGUUUAAAAUGUCCUCGGGAUGAGAAUAGUUAUAACUUUCAUUUUCUGAUUUUAUUUGAACAUGUUAAUGCACUGUAAAUUUCUAAGCAAUGGGUGCUUAACUUUAUUUUGUAUGAGUGAAAGGCAGGAUUUGAUUUUUUAAAAAAGAGCAUAAAUCUAUUGAACUGCAAGGCAUUGUGUUGCUAAACAUUGUUUAUAUUGUGUUUUGUAGCUUUGAUCACCGUGCAUGUGGGUCCUACUCACUAUUCAUUUACAGUUCCUCCAAAUCAGACCCUCAAUUUUAGGCAUCAAAAUGUGAAUCUGAUUUGGUAAAGAUUAUCAGAUGUAAGAAUUGAUGCAGACCCUGUGGAAAUUGGACAAUAAAAAAAAAUGAUAAAA
Molecule: messenger RNA, 2832 nt
Organism: Callorhinchus milii (elephant shark)
Lineage: Eukaryota; Metazoa; Chordata; Chondrichthyes; Chimaeriformes; Callorhinchidae
Gene: tmed7
Product: transmembrane p24 trafficking protein 7
Exons: 3
Coding region: 296-931 (211 amino acids)
Biological process (GO): intracellular protein transport; endoplasmic reticulum to Golgi vesicle-mediated transport; Golgi organization
Cellular component (GO): endoplasmic reticulum; COPII-coated ER to Golgi transport vesicle; endoplasmic reticulum-Golgi intermediate compartment
Source: RefSeq, a predicted model, not a curated record